Desarmillaria tabescens is the source of this 3056-nucleotide messenger RNA. Its product is annotated as MCM2/3/5 family-domain-containing protein. The transcript is spliced from 8 exons. Gene Ontology annotation, biological process: DNA replication initiation; mitotic DNA replication; double-strand break repair via break-induced replication. Gene Ontology annotation, molecular function: ATP binding; single-stranded 3'-5' DNA helicase activity; single-stranded DNA binding. The record is from RefSeq and is a predicted model, not a curated record. Gene Ontology annotation, cellular component: MCM complex; nucleus. The coding region runs from base 23 to 2962 and encodes 979 amino acids. Lineage: Eukaryota; Fungi; Basidiomycota; Agaricomycetes; Agaricales; Physalacriaceae.
CUUUUCAUCAUCUCGGUCACUUAUGUCGUUCUCAUCUCCCCAACAACAUCACCAAUCAUCCCUACCGCCUAGCAGUGCGCCUGAGCCACCCUUUGAGGAUGCGAACACAUCGAGAUCGCGCUCUGGGACGCCUGCCGCUGGCGGGACACCUCGACGACCAGAUGCCUUAGAUUUAGAUGAUGACGGUGGUAAUGAAGAAGAUGACGGUAAUGUGGCAAGAUCCAAGCGAAGAAAACGUGUAAAUGGCGAUGCACGACGCGAUGUUCCUUUGGUGCGAGAUGCGGUCGGAGAGAGCGUCGCUGAAAGCUUUGAAACCUUUUUGAAGACCUUCACAGAAGAUGUCGCACUCGCAGCAACGCCUGCUUCCGACGGAGAUAUCUCAGAUGCACCAGAUGGCGAGCUUGUCUACGUUGAACAGGUUCACACAAUGCGCGAGUACGAGCUUACUACGCUCUACGUUGACUAUGGACAUCUAUUGGCGAGGGAUGAUGUCCUUGCAGACGCGAUUCAAAAACAGUACUACCGAUUCCUCCCUUACCUUCGCCGUGCACUCCUUAAUCUCGUCACGGAAUUCGAGCCUGACUACCUGAAAAUCAACCCUACCGCCGCGACUACUGAUUCUGCCAAUCUCCAGUCUCGAGAGUUUAACAUCGCCUUCUACCAUUUACCCCUAGUAUCCGGUAUCAGGGAUCUGAAGACGGAGAAAAUUGGGACAUUGAUGAGUAUUAGUGGCACUGUUACUCGUACAAGCGAAGUGCGGCCAGAGCUGCUCUUUGGGAGUUUUGUUUGUGAAGUGUGUAAAGGGCAGGUCAAUGACGUAGAGCAGCAAUUCAAGUACACGGAGCCUUCCCUUUGCCCGAAUCCAACAUGCGGCAAUCGCUCUGCGUGGCAGCUGCAAAUUGACAGUUCUAAAUUCACUGAUUGGCAAAAAGUCCGCAUCCAAGAAAAUCCCUCCGAGAUACCCACCGGAUCCAUGCCCCGCUCUCUUGAUGUCAUCUUGCGAUCUGAGCUUGUAGAGCGUGCAAAAGCCGGAGACAAAUGUGUUUUCACGGGCACAUUCAUUGUUGUCCCGGACGUCAGUCAAUUAGGUCUGCCGGGCGGGAAUAAAGCGCAGCUCCAAAGGGAAGCAAAUCGAAACAGCACUAAUUCGGCUACUGGAGGUGUUGGAGGAACCGGCGUUACGGGUUUGAAGAGCUUAGGUGUCAGAGAUUUGCAGUAUAAGACGGCAUUCUUGGCAUGCAUGGUGCACGAUGCUGAUGCACGAGGAGGUACCAAUGUGCGUGGAGAGGAAGACGCCGGGGAAGACAGUGGACAGGCAUUCGUCCAGACUCUUACGGAACCCGAAUUCGAUGAACUGAAGGCUAUGAUUGAGUCUGAUCACAUAUAUGCUCGUCUUGUGGAGAGUAUGGCGCCUACGGUUUAUGGGCAUGAAAUUGUGAAGAAGGGCCUUUUGCUGCAACUCAUGGGCGGAGUUCACAAGCAAACGGCUGAGGGGAUGCAUCUUCGUGGAGACAUUAACAUCUGCAUUGUCGGUGACCCUUCAACCUCAAAAUCGCAGUUCUUGAAGUACAUUUGUUCUUUCCUUCCCCGCGCAGUCUAUACGUCUGGCAAAGCUUCAUCAGCUGCCGGUCUAACCGCUGCGGUAGUGAAGGACGAAGAAACCGGCGACUUCACCAUUGAAGCCGGUGCCUUGAUGCUUGCUGACAAUGGCAUAUGUGCUAUCGACGAAUUCGACAAAAUGGAUAUCUCAGACCAAGUCGCCAUUCAUGAAGCCAUGGAACAGCAGACGAUAUCCAUCGCCAAGGCUGGUAUUCACGCCACCCUCAACGCGAGAACAUCCAUCCUCGCUGCUGCUAAUCCCAUUGGUGGGCGAUACGAUCGCAAAAAGACUCUGAGGACUAAUGUCGCCAUGAGCGCACCUAUCAUGAGUCGUUUCGAUCUCUUCUUUGUUGUUCUUGAUGAGUGCGACGAGAAAACGGAUCUGAACAUAGCGAAGCAUAUCGUAAACGUCCAUCGAUUCCAAGACGAGGCCAUCAAUCCCGAGUUUAGUACAGAGACAUUACAGAGGUACAUCCGGUAUGCGAGAACGUUUAAUCCCAAGUUGAGUCGAGAAGCUGCAGACGUGCUCGUUGAAAAGUACAGGAUACUGCGACAAGACGAUGCCUCGGGUGCAGGCCGAAAUUCAUACCGUAUUACUGUCCGGCAGCUAGAGAGCAUGAUUCGAUUAAGCGAAGCCAUUGCCCGGGCAAAUUGCACGAACGAGAUUACCCCCGCUUUCGUGCGAGAAGCUUACGGUCUUCUGCGGCAAUCAAUAAUUCACGUCGAACAAGAUGACAUUGAUUUCGAUGAGGAGGAGCUUGAGGGUGGACGUGGACAUGAAGCGCCUACCGGCCCCGCCCCACAAGCAUCGGAGGACGUCGAAAUGGCAGGUGUUGAAGAGAGCCAAACGCAGAUGGAUGAAAGCUCCGGCGUCCCUCACGGCGCCUCCUCUUCCAAGAACGCACCAGAAACACCGAAGACCUCAACGUCUCAAUUACCUCCAUCGGACGUCCCCCCUCCUCCAGCGGUACAACCCAAAAGGAAGAUAGUCAUCACACACGACAAGUAUAUGAUGCUUCAAGAACUAAUUAUUCUACAUCUCUCUGAGGUCGAACGGACAACCGGACAGGGUCUUGAUAAGGAUGAACUCAUAGACUGGUAUCUCGAGUUGAAAGUGGAUGGUGGGGAGGUACAAACUGAGGAUGAGCUAGAUUACGAGAAGGAACUUAUCACGAAGAUGCUGAAGAAGUUGACCAGGGACAGCUUCCUUAUAGAAAUGAGGGGCGAUGUUCAAGAUUCCCUACCUUCUAUGGACGGCGAAUCUCAGGAAUCUUCGGGUCCUGCAGAAGGGGAGAAUCUCAAGCUGUACUACAUGGUUCAUCCGUCUGUAGACAAGGAUUCAUCCUUGGCAUCCAUGCCUUAAUCUCAUGUUUUGUUGUACUAUUGCUUUGGUUUAUUGUUGUUGUAUACCGAUCUGUAUAUUGUUUGGCAUAUAUUAUCUAUUUGUUUCCUAAGAA